CAUCUCAGCACACCUCAUACUCUACCACCCAAAAUCCACACCCAACCCACUCAAAAUGGCCGGAGGACUGCUUAAAGACCCAGCAAUCGAGCACCAUGCUCUGAUGCGCCACUCCGCCGACACCAGAUUCAAGUUUACGUCCAAGAUGGCGCGUCAGGCGAUUAUGAUGGCUGUUGUUAUUCCGGUUGGGAUUUAUUACAUUGCUCAGUGGGCUGAGGUGAGAGCAGAGUGGGGGGCAUUGCGUUGUGGAGCGUGGAGUCUGAGUCCUUGGUGAGGUGAGGUGGAACGUGGAUGAGGACAAGCACUUCAAAUAUACAGGAGUUGGCAAGAGCGAAACCAUCACCAAGUCCAGCAGGUGGGAGAAAUAGAGGGGAGGGUGCGGAUAAUGUACGAAUACAAUGCGCGAUGAAAACAU
Messenger RNA from Saitoella complicata NRRL Y-17804, 415 nucleotides. RefSeq lists its product as uncharacterized. The record is from RefSeq and is a predicted model, not a curated record. The transcript has 3 exons. NCBI's taxonomy places the organism in Eukaryota, Fungi, Ascomycota, Saitoellomycetes, Saitoellales, Saitoellaceae. The coding region runs from base 56 to 274 and encodes 72 amino acids.